Molecule: messenger RNA, 1189 nt
Organism: Theobroma cacao (cacao)
Lineage: Eukaryota; Viridiplantae; Streptophyta; Magnoliopsida; Malvales; Malvaceae
Source: RefSeq, a predicted model, not a curated record
GUUGUGUUUAAAUUUAAAUGUUAAGUGAACUUUUACUUAGGUUUAAAUUCAUCAACAAGUCUUUCAUUCUCUUCCUCUUUUGUGACCAAGGAUUCUCUGACUCAUGCUUUACUGGAUCAGCCUUUGAAGCUACGGAAUUUGAAUUUUCAAUUGGAAACAAACUUCUUGCAGCUAAGUAUCUGAGGAUAAAAAAAAAAAAAAGACUUAAUCUCCUUUCUUGGUGUUUCGCUUAUUUGUUUUCUCAGCUUAAAAUUUUUAAUACUUGUUUUAGUUAACAGAAAUUUCUUUUUAAUUAUUUUUAUCCACUCAUGUUGGUGGUCUACAAUUGGUGAAUAUUUGAUGAAAUGGGUCGAUGAGAUGCUACAUUAGCGACACGGUUAUCUCCUUAUUACUUUUCUCUGUUAAAUGUUUGAAGAACUGAUUUAAUUGAGGGCUUGAACAGUAAAGCUCUAUUUUGGCUGUAUGGUUCUAUUUAUUUGUUGAUUUGGCCAUUAUAUGUAAUUGGAAAUGUGAUGAACUGUGUCCUUGCAUGUUUUCCCCAGGUUCAUCAUGGUGGAGCUGGAACUACUGCAGCUGGUCUCAAAGCUGCGUGUCCAACAACCAUUGUACCUUUCUUCGGAGACCAGCCUUUCUGGGGCGAGAGAGUGCAUUCCAGAGGAGUAGGUCCUGCACCCAUUCCUGUUGAGGAGUUCUCACUUGAGAAGCUGGUUGCUGCAAUAAAAUUUAUGCUGGAUCCUGAGGUGAAAAGACGUGCUGUGGAGUUAGCAGAGGCGAUGGCAGGUGAGGAUGGAGUAGCAGGUGCAGUAAAUGCCUUCUAUAAACAAUUUCCUGGCAAAAAGUCCAAGGAUGAAAGCAAGGCAGCCCCAACUCCUUCAGGAGUAUUUUCUAUAAGACGUUGUUUUGGUCGCACAUAACGUAAUCUUCAAGCUUCUUCUUCAGCAGUUUGCACUUCCUUUAAUGGAGUGAAUGAUUUCUUUUGUUGCAGAAUUGCAUUGCAUCUUUGGUCUUUCCUUCCUUGGAUGAUUUGCAAAUUACAAGCUUUUUCUGUCAUUGCUCUAGACCGGUCAAAUGCUUAGCCGGUAGUAACCUCUCGAGGGUGAAAAUGCAUGCAAUGAGGGUAUUUACGAAUGUGAAAAAGUUUCCUUCCAAUCCAAAUUUAUUUGAAUAAGAAUGUUAUUUUACAUGAUGA